AUGGCACCACAAACGGCAAGUGCCAGACGUUUAACCAGUGAAAAUUGCAGAACAAAGGACGUAGAACAGGUGGCGAUAUUUAGUGAAGUAGCCAUGCGACACAACGUUGGUGUUUUGGAGUAUUCAAGGACAUGUCAGGCAGCUGCAUCAGGAAUGGCCAGCGGUAUUCUUGGAUUAACUGGAGUAUCUGGAUUUAUUUUUUACUUCGUUUUUGUUGUUUUGCAGGCCUUGUUUUGGGAGAUGAAAGCGAAUUUUGAGUGGCAGAAUUACUUCACGAGUCGAAGUUUAUCAUUGACACAUUCGUUAAUAUCUGGUUUAUUUACCUAUAUCUUAUUCUGGGUGUUUUUAUAUGGUAUGGUUCACGUUUACUAA
Brugia pahangi is the source of this 372-nucleotide messenger RNA. NCBI's taxonomy places the organism in Eukaryota, Metazoa, Nematoda, Chromadorea, Rhabditida, Onchocercidae. The record is from the annotation of a GenBank genome assembly.